Molecule: messenger RNA, 1584 nt
Organism: Cuscuta campestris
Lineage: Eukaryota; Viridiplantae; Streptophyta; Magnoliopsida; Solanales; Convolvulaceae
Source: the annotation of a GenBank genome assembly
CAAGAAGAUCUGGAUUUUGAUCAAAUUUGAGAUAUAAUUUUUUUCUUCAACAUUUUGGAAUUGGCUCAAAUUUCAAGGAAUUCCAAACUUCGGAAGUUUCUAGUGGCACUUCGAUCAUAGACAUCUGCAGACGUCAUCUAAAGAGUGAUCGAAGUAGGUAAAGUCAUCAUGCAUGCAACUAUAAACCGUUGUUUCUAAACAUGUUGGAAGGAAUGAGCAAGUAGGGAACUGCCCAAGACUGCAUUUCGGGCUUAAAUUCAUUUGGUAACAUCAUCUCUCCCCUCAUAUUCAGCCCCUUGACAGGUUCACGAAAAUGACAAUAGACAAUGGUUUCAUUUAUCUGGAAAUCCGAUUCGGAUCAGUGAAAAAGGUCAACGGCGAUGAAGAAAUCUAUUGUGGUGGUGGAGUACAUUGAUGAUGGUGUGUUGGAUUCGAAAGAGAUUUCUUCCUUCUUCGUCUUUUUUUUUGAAAUUGAAGGAGCGGAAGGCGAUGACGGUAUAGCAGCGAGGCAGCGAUGGGAGUUGACACGGGUGUUAGAUUGUGUUCCUAAUCUUGUCACUGAGGAAGAUAAUCAUACGCUGGUGGCACAACCUGACAUGGAGGAGACUAAAAAUGCUGUUUUUGCCUUGGACCCCAAUAGUGCUGCUGGACCUGAUGGUUUUACUCGGAAAUUUUACCAAUCUUGUUGGUCCAUUAUCAAUAAGGACAUUCUUCUGAUGGUUCAAGGAUUCUUUUUGGGGGACUAUUUCUCCAAAGGCAUUAGUCAUACUUCUAUAAUCCUCCUCCCCAAGGUGGAGUGUCCCAACACAUUUGCUGAUUUUAGGCCUAUAAGCCUAUGUAACUUCAGUAGCAAAAUUGUUUCUAAGAGACUCCAGCAACAGGCUUCCUGUCUCUUCUCCCAACCCAAAGGAAUCCCCCCUUUGAAUCACUUAGCCUUUGCUGAUGACAUGAUUAUCUUCACCUUUGGAGAAGGUAAAGCUAUACAUCUCAUUAUGCAGGACCUUCACACUUAUGUGCAGGAAUCCCCACUGCCUCCAAAUGCUACUGUUGCACUCAUCCCCAGAAUCAUCCACCUUGUGGGGAAAGAAGCUGCUGAAGCUGCAUCGAGGAAGUGGCCUUCUUUAAAUGAAGUUCUUCCCCACUGGAAAAGAGUGUUCAAUCUCUCAGGCACUCUACCUAAAUCUUUUAUGAUCAAAAAGGUUUUGAUAAUUGACAAACACAAUUUAUUCAAGUCAAAAUCAAAGUGCUAUAACGACAAACACGAAGACUGAAAGGUAACAAUGGUAGGGAGGGCAGCGGAAAUACAAAACUUUAAUCUCCCAAUAGUGAGUGAUUACUAGCCCAAGAAUACGUACUAAAACUAUAGCUAGAGAUAGAAACGUAUACCUUCUCCAGAAAAGCGGUAUGAACGAGAAGUCGAGCAAAAGAUGUUGAAGGAGCAAACGUAGCCGUUCAAGCGUCCGGCCUCCAACUUUGACACACGAACAAUCUCCGGAGUCUACUAUAAUCUUUAUGCUAGUAAAGAUUAUAAUAGUAUAUUUAAUAUAAAGAUUAUUUUAGGGAUAAUAUAAAUCUUGUAUAUUC